Messenger RNA from Solanum verrucosum, 1003 nucleotides. RefSeq names its product persulfide dioxygenase ETHE1 homolog, mitochondrial-like. Gene Ontology annotation, biological process: glutathione metabolic process; hydrogen sulfide metabolic process. The transcript is spliced from 9 exons. Bases 1 to 855 code for a protein of 284 amino acids. NCBI's taxonomy places the organism in Eukaryota, Viridiplantae, Streptophyta, Magnoliopsida, Solanales, Solanaceae. The record is from RefSeq and is a predicted model, not a curated record. Gene Ontology annotation, molecular function: sulfur dioxygenase activity.
AUGUUUUUUCGUUUUUCUACAUCUUCUUCAUUUUCUAGCUUCUCCAUUUUGUUGCCAAAACCCCAUAUUUUUCUUCCUUUUAAAUCUUAUACGACGUCGUUUUCAGCACAAAUCAUGCCUUGUAAACUUAUUUUUCGUCAAUUAUUCGAGAAGGAAUCAUCUACCUAUACUUACCUUCUUGCUGAUUCAUUGCAUCCUGAUAAACCAGCACUGUUGAUUGACCCCGUGGACAGAACAGUGGAUCGUGAUCUUGCACUUGUUAAAGAAUUGGGAUUGAAGCUUAUAUACGCUAUUAACACGCAUGUUCAUGCUGAUCAUGUCACUGGCUCUGGCUUGAUUAAGACUAAGGUGCCUGGCGUGAAAUCAAUCAUUUCUAAAGCAAGUAAUGCAAAAGCUGAUCUUUUUGUUGAACCUGGUGAUAAAAUCUACAUUGGAGAUAUUUAUUUGGAGGUUCGUGCAACUCCCGGUCAUACAUUAGGCUGUCUUACCUAUGUUACUGGAGAUGGAGUCAAUCAGCAUCAGCCAAGGAUGGCAUUUACUGGUGAUGCUCUAUUGAUAAGGGGAUGUGGAAGGACAGACUUUCAGGGUGGAAGUUCAGACAAAUUAUAUGAUUCUGUCCAUUCGCAGAUUUUCACAUUGCCCAAAGAUACAUUAGUAUAUCCUGCUCAUGACUACAAGGGGUUCACCGUCAGCACAGUGGGGGAGGAGAUGCUUUACAAUCCACGACUGUCAAAAGAUAAGGAAACAUUCAAGAAUAUCAUGCAAAAUUUGAAUUUGUCAUAUCCAAAAAUGAUCGAUAUCGCGGUUCCAUCUAACAUGGUUUGUGGAUUGCAAGAGACGAAAUCUGAUCUCUAAUCUCAGAUCUCUGGUUUGAUCAUUUCAUUGUGCCAGAAACUGUAAAUUUAGAGCAAUGUAUACACAUUUAGAAGUGCAAACAUACUAUGUAUGUUUUGAUGGAAAUGUUUAAUAAUGGUUUAUUCAAUGAGUUUGUAAGAGCUUUGUU